AUGAGUCACACAUGCAACCACCCUAUAGUGAAGAGGAAAUGGUCCCCCGAAGAAGACAGAAUCCUUAUGAAACAGAUCAAAGAAACAGGGCCUUUGAUGUGGGAUCAAAUUGCCAGACACAUUCCUGGCAGAUCUGGUAAGCAGUGCAAAGAGAGAUGGAUUACAGUCCUUGAUCCAAAUAUUAAUCGCCAAGAUUGGUCAGCCGAGGAGGACUCUCGUCUUCUCAAAUUCCAUAAAAUGUAUGGCAAUAAAUGGGCUACAAUCUCAAGCCAUAUGAAAGGACGUUCAUCUAUUUCUGUAAAGAAUAGGUUUAAGUUCCUUAAGAGACAUUCUGCCAGAAGAAUUCGUACAUUUGGCUAUGAUCCAUUAGAACAGCAAGAAACACAAGAAAGCCCAGCUCCAGAGAUUUGCUUUGAAAUGAUAGAAUUACCAGCUCAUAUGCGAAUCAGACUCUUUUAG
Trichomonas vaginalis G3 is the source of this 459-nucleotide messenger RNA. RefSeq names its product RNA polymerase II transcription regulator recruiting protein. Gene Ontology annotation, biological process: regulation of DNA-templated transcription. The transcript has a single exon. Gene Ontology annotation, cellular component: nucleus. The record is from RefSeq and is a predicted model, not a curated record. Gene Ontology annotation, molecular function: DNA-binding transcription factor activity, RNA polymerase II-specific; RNA polymerase II cis-regulatory region sequence-specific DNA binding. The coding region runs from base 1 to 459 and encodes 152 amino acids. Lineage: Eukaryota; Parabasalia; Trichomonadida; Trichomonadidae.